Messenger RNA from Coregonus clupeaformis (lake whitefish), 957 nucleotides. Its product is annotated as NXPE family member 3. The coding region runs from base 100 to 957 and encodes 285 amino acids. Lineage: Eukaryota; Metazoa; Chordata; Actinopteri; Salmoniformes; Salmonidae. The record is from RefSeq and is a predicted model, not a curated record. The transcript has 3 exons.
UUAAAAAACAUUCUAGUGCUUAAGUUAGUCAUUACUGGGGCCCGGCACAAACAUUUUUCACCGGAACUCAUAAAAAGGGAAACAGUCCAAAAAUUGGGAAUGGGAAGACUGAAGUUACUGAUAUUGUUUUUGUUUGUAAUGAUCAACAUUUAUAUUUUAACAGUGUGUCGAGACAACCAUUGCCAAUUGAAUAUUCUUUCACAUUACCUUCAAGUCAACCACACUACCGUUACCACUCAUACUCCACAUGUUCAUAUUUGUAGUGGAAUCACCAACAGGACAUUUACACCAAUCAAUGACUCCUUAAUAAGUAAAGAGGAAUGGGAAUCUCUGGUCACAGAGCUACAAUGGUCAUUACCGCCUGUUGACCUCUUAUCCACAGAUGAGGCCACAAACCCCACUAAGUGCUCAUUCUCUGUUGUCAACCCCAAUUCAAACCACACAGUUGGAGGGUUUAUAGAUGUGACUUUGAUAGCUAGAGAUACUAAAAACAGGAUCAAAACCUAUGGAGGGGACUUUUUUCAGGCCAAGUUGUUUAACGCAGAACUUAAGGCCAGUACUUAUGGAGCUGUAACAGACCACUUUAAUGGCACCUACACUGCCCGCUUGGCCCUGCUUUGGCCCGGACCUGCCAAGGUGUCCAUCCGCCUAGUGCACUCCAGUGAGGCCGUGCAGGUACUGUGUAGGCACAGGGAACAGGACCCAGAUAAGGUCUACUUCCUAGGCUACUUUGAGGAGGGUGGCAAGCAGGAAACAACGAUGUGCAAUGCCCAGAGAAGUCCUAGGCUGGUGGGGAAUGACUUGCAGUGUUGCUGUGAGUACAGAGAGCCAGUCACUGGAGAGUCCUGGUUCUGUCGGCGGCCAUCUUCCCUGCCCUGCCAUGCUUUGACCUACCACAGCAUGGGUGGUUACCAGGCAGUACUCUCCAAGUUGGAGACAACUCUUCUUAAGAGGUAG